Molecule: messenger RNA, 1575 nt
Organism: Pyrenophora tritici-repentis Pt-1C-BFP
Lineage: Eukaryota; Fungi; Ascomycota; Dothideomycetes; Pleosporales; Pleosporaceae
Biological process (GO): ribosomal small subunit biogenesis; ribosomal large subunit biogenesis
Cellular component (GO): nucleolus
Molecular function (GO): DNA binding; RNA binding
Source: RefSeq, a predicted model, not a curated record
AUGGGCGACAACCUGGAGGAGCGAUUGAAGAGCCAUGCCCGGGCAUUUGAGGGCCUGAUGUCUUUGAUACCUGCCAAGGACUACUAUGGAAAAGAUGAGAGUAUCACCAGCACACAAUGGCAAAAGAAGGGGAAGAAGCAGACCCUCGAGGAACGCCAGGCUGCCAAGCGCGCAAAGCUAGAUCCCGCCUCACAUAAGAGCGCCAAAGACGUCAUGGACGAAAAUGCGCUUAAACGAAAGCGUGAAUUAGAGGGCGACGUCGAGGUAUCCGAAGCCGAGUCCUCCGACCUCGACAUGGACAUCACCAAGGAGAAGCCCCUGGAGGGAAUCAAAACCAAGGCAAAGAAGCAGAAGACUCAACCCGUAGAGCCCGAAGUCGAAGAAGACGAUGAGGCUGCUGAGACCCGUGCGCUAUCGAAAGCGGAGGCCAAGGCCGAGUUGAAAGCCGAGAAACGGAGAGAGAAGAGGAAGGAGAAGCAGGCAAAGAACAAGCAAAAGCUGGAGGCGAAGAAAGCGCAAAAGACAGCCUUUACAGGCCUUGCCGCCACCGACAAGACUGAGGAGCCCCAGUCCGAGGACGAAGAAGAGGACGAAGAUGACGACGGGGACGACACCGAACACCCAGACGAUCGCAUACAAGCUUUGGACGUCAGUGGUCUUGUCGAAGAGGGUCAGUCUACUGCUCCCUCCACUACUGCCAAUUCCAAUUCCUCUACAGCCUCAGUCGCGUCUGCUGCCUCAUCGACGUCAUCAAUGCCACAAUCCACUGAAGACGCACCAUCGAAGAAGGCGAAGAAGCCCUACACAAUCGAUCCGCAAAGUCAUGAAAACUUCCGAGCCAGACUAAAUGCGAAGCUCGAAGCUAUGCGUGCAGCACGGAAAGCCGACGGCCCCGACGGCCGGCCUGCGCGGAACCGGGCGGAGCUGAUUGAGACGAGGCGGAAAAAGGAGGCCGAGCGAAAAGCGGCAAAGAAGGCUCAACGUCAGGAAGCAAAGGAGGACGAGGCACGGCAACAAGCAGAAGAGCAGCUCGCACGGAUACGAGGCGGUUCGGGCUCACCUUCAAUAUUCCCUGCCAGAUCACCCGAGACUGAACGCAAUUUUAACUUUGGCAAGAUUGCAUGGGAUGGACAACAGCUCGACAGCAAUCUAUCUGGCUUCUUAGAGAACAGGAAGAAGAAGGGCAAGUCAGACGCGAAGACGGCGCUCGAGGCCGCUCAGAAGAAGCAAGCUCGAAUUAAUUCCUUUGACGAGGACAAGCGCAAGGACAUCCAAGAAAAGGACCUGUGGCUAGCUGCCAAGAAACGUGCCCAAGGCGAGAAGGUCUUUGACGAUGUAAACCUCCUCAAGAAGAGCCUCAAGCGUCAACAGAAGCAAAAGGAUAAGAGCAAGCAGGAGUGGAAGGAAAGACUCACCAAUGUCGACCAAGGAAAGGCAGCCAAGCAGAAGAAGCGAGAGGAGAAUCUCAGGAAGAGGAAAGAGGACAAGGGUCAAAAGGGCAAGAAGAAGGCGGUUAAGAAGCCUGGUAAGAAGGUCAAGCGACCUGGGUUUGAAGGCACCUUCAAGUCCAAAUAA